AUGAUUUCCUCGAUGGUGUCCGGUUCUGGUGCGCUGUAUACGUUCGCAGGAACGAUAAUUCUGGGACUGAUCUACUCAACGGCAAUCAUUCUCUACAACUUAUUCUUCCACCCACUCGCAAAAUAUCCAGGGCCAAAAGUGAGAGCCGCCUUAGACUUUCCCUACUUCUGGUCCUUGAUUCGCGGCUAUGCCCCCCAAUAUAUGCUGGAACUGCACAACACAUAUGGCCCAGUCGUGCGUGUUGCACCAAAUGAGUUGAUCUUCAAUCGUCCCCAAGCUUUCAAGGAUAUAUACGGGCUUAAAAGACCAGGACAAGAAGAAUUGAAAAAGGACAAGAAAUAUGUCGAGGGCAUGGGCGAGCCAACAUUGCUUUUCAGCGAUCAAACUUACCACAGUUACUUGCGCAAGCUCAUGGCUCCAGGCUUCUCGGAGGGUGGUCUCAGGAAGCAGGAGGCAGUUAUUCUUGGACAUGUUAAUGUUCUUACAAAUAAACUCAGUGAAGUCGGCCAGCGUGGUCAGACCUCGGUCGACCUUUUGAAAUGGGUCAAUUUCUUUGUUUUCGAUGUGGUUGGGCAUUUGACAUAUGGCGACCAGUUCGACUGCCUCACAACCUCGAACUUGCACGUUUGGGUCACCAAAUUCACGAAACUUGGCCGACCGAUGGCAUACGCUCAAGCUUCAGCAAGGCUACCGAAACUCCUUCGACUUCCGUUCAUGGUCUUGGCUUUAGACAGGAGCUUAAUGUCGGAUCGAAACUUCCUCUACGAAACCAGCGAGGCUAAAGUGAAAAGUCGUGUGAAUAAAGAGUCUCCAAUUCCCGACUUCAUGGGCAAUCUCAUCCAGUCUCACAAAGAUGGCAAGAUGACAACUUUCCAGCUAAACUCCAACGCCGUAUUUCUCAUGGCCGCUGGAACGGAGACCUUGGUGACCGCUAUAGUCCACACCGUAUAUCGACUUCUCAUGAACAAGGAGACUCUCCACAAACUAGUUCAAGAGAUUCGUGGAAAGUUCACCACGGCAGAGAACAUCCACAUGACCGGUGUUAAUGGAUGCAAAUAUCUUCUGGCGUGCAUUAAUGAGAGUUUGAGAAUCCAGGCACCAUCUCCUGCAACACAUCCUCGUUACACCCCGGCCGGCGGUAUGACAAUCGACGGGCAUUACGUUCCGGGAAAUGUAGCUGUUGGCGUUCCGAUCCAUGCAGCAUGUCGAGGGGAUGCGAACUUUCGAGACCCAGAGAAAUAUGUGCCGGAGCGAUGGACUGGAGAGCUUCCACAGUAUGCCACGGAUUCGAAGGAUGCUGCUAUGAUUUUCUCAGUGGGCCCGCGAGACUGCCUCGGUCGCAAUAUUGCAAUGAUGGGUUUGAAGCUUGUCCUUGCUCAUUUGAUCUGGCAAUUCGAUCUUGAGCAGUGUUUUCCCGACGAUUGGGCUGAGCAGGAGGUAUAUCUUGUUUGGGAGAAGCCGCCCAUUCACGUCAAAUUACACCCAGUGGAUAGGUCCUAG
Molecule: messenger RNA, 1500 nt
Organism: Ramularia collo-cygni
Lineage: Eukaryota; Fungi; Ascomycota; Dothideomycetes; Mycosphaerellales; Mycosphaerellaceae
Product: related to cytochrome P450 CYP3/CYP5/CYP6/CYP9 subfamilies
Exons: 7
Coding region: 1-1500 (499 amino acids)
Molecular function (GO): iron ion binding; oxidoreductase activity, acting on paired donors, with incorporation or reduction of molecular oxygen; monooxygenase activity
Source: RefSeq, a predicted model, not a curated record